Molecule: messenger RNA, 999 nt
Organism: Symbiodinium sp. CCMP2592
Lineage: Eukaryota; Dinophyceae; Suessiales; Symbiodiniaceae
Source: the annotation of a GenBank genome assembly
AUGGGACCAAAUCCGAUGCGCCUGGCGGCGGCUUUCGCCGCCGCAGCGGCGGCGGUAGCUGUGGCCACUGCGCAGCAGGAAGCUGAUAGAGGCGCUGCGUCAGGCGACGACGAGGAAGGUGAAGAAGACUGCGACGUCACGCUAGCCUUUGACCACCGCAGCUGGCUGAACAUCCCAGCCCUUCGCGCGGCUGUGCAGGCAUGGAAAAGAUUCUUGGUCGAGGCGCUUCACACAGGGGAUGUCGCAUGCGCUCUUCGCAUCGCGAGGGUCGCUCCACUUGCCAGGGCUCUCAGCCUGGGCGAGCGCUUUCUUCGGGGCGCCUUUGCUGGAUACGCCUCGGUGAUGGCUUGGUGGCUGGAACUGCACAGCGACGAUCGCUGGUCCGAGGCUCCAUCUCUGGAUGGGUUCCUCGCCUCCGGAUGCAAGCGACUGGAGGUGCUCGGGGACGACGUGGAUUGGGAUUUCGAAUGGCGCGCGCUGAACUGGCUGCCCGCCUACGGUGGCGCCAGCAAGGAGGACCCGCUGCUGACCGCGGCAGUGGAGCUGGGGCGCAGUUGCACCGCCAAGGCUUCGGGCGCAUCGCGGGAUGCUACGGUGGAAGAGGCACCCUGGAGACAUCUUACCACGGCCGUCGACUCCCUUCUGCGUGGCGCUUCCUCUGCCCUGGAGUCAGCGCAGACAGCGGAGAAGUUGACACCUGCUCUUCUCGCGCACGUCUUGCGGGCGGAGAAGGCUCCCGCCCUGUGCGGGCCCAGUGAAGACAUUGCAGUAGACCUUGUCUCGCUUUCCCCGAAGCAGCCGCACACAAACGAAAAGUUGACGGUGCAGGUCAUGGGCAAGGUGCCGCCAACUGCUGAAAUUCAGGAGACGCGGCCGAAAGGGGAAGUGCGAGGAAGCUGGGAUGCCGAGCACACGACACUGACAAUUGAAGGACCACACGAAUCGCAAAUUGCCCAGAAGUGGGGAACUCGGCUGCGGGCGCGCAAGAUGCUCCUGUGA